This is a messenger RNA of Cyphellophora attinorum, 2046 nucleotides long. Its product is annotated as Tyrosine-protein phosphatase cdcA. Gene Ontology annotation, cellular component: mitotic spindle pole body; mitotic spindle midzone; centrosome. The record is from RefSeq and is a predicted model, not a curated record. Gene Ontology annotation, biological process: positive regulation of cytokinesis; microtubule cytoskeleton organization; protein dephosphorylation. Gene Ontology annotation, molecular function: protein serine/threonine phosphatase activity; protein tyrosine/serine/threonine phosphatase activity. The transcript has 3 exons. NCBI's taxonomy places the organism in Eukaryota, Fungi, Ascomycota, Eurotiomycetes, Chaetothyriales, Cyphellophoraceae. The coding region runs from base 1 to 2046 and encodes 681 amino acids.
AUGCCGUCCCUCACGGCGCAGCCUACAAGCUACGGCCAGGUCAUUGAGUACAUUCAAGAUCGACUCUACCUCGCUUCAUACACCCAAGCUCCGAACGAAAACACACCGUUCCCAUACCCUACAGCACCGAAGCGAUCACCUCACAAGAAGUCAUCAAGAGCCACAACGGGCCCAACACCAGUCGCAGUGCGCCCUCCGCCCGUCUACUUCACCAUCGAUGACUCUCUUCUGUACAAUGCCUUCCACCACGACUUCGGUCCGCUUCAUGUUGGACACUUGUAUCGCUUCGCUGUACACUUCCAUGAGAUCCUUGGCGACCCAGCCAACAGCGAUCGCGCCGUCGUAUUCUGGAGCCGGGCAGAUGCACGCAGUCGAGCAAAUGCCGCCUGUCUGGUAGCUUGCUAUAUGGUCUUGAUUCAGGCAUGGCCACCACAUCUUGCGCUCGCGCCCAUCGCGCAGGCAGACCCUCCUUAUAUGCCCUUCAGAGAUGCUGGGUACAGUCAGGCAGACUUUGUCUUGAACAUCCAGGAUAUCGUCUAUGGUGUGUGGAAGGCAAAGGAGGAGAACUUGUGCCAGUUGAAGGAGUUCAAUCUUGAAGAAUAUGAACGUUACGAGCGAGUCGAUAUGGGUGACUUCAAUUGGGUCUCGCCACAGUUUGUCGCUUUCGCAUCACCUCAGUCAGAGCCUACCGCUCCGAUUCCGCCCACAUCACCCGCGUAUGCCACGCUUCCGUCGUGCAUACCCGAGAUUGCAGGCGCACGGAUCAGCCAGCCGUUCAAGAAUGUCCUCACACACUUCGUCCAGCGCAAUGUUGGCCUGGUAGUUCGCCUCAACAGCGAACUGUACUGCCCGUCAUACUUCACUGCUCUCGGCAUCCAACAUAUUGACAUGAUCUUCGAGGACGGCACAUGUCCGCAGCUACCGAUCGUACGAAAGUUCAUCAAGCUUGCAGCGGACCAGAUCUCCAGGCGCAAAGCUAUUGCCGUCCACUGCAAGGCUGGUCUUGGUCGGACAGGCUGCUUGAUCGGAGCCUACCUCAUCUACCGUCACGGCUUCACAGCCAACGAAGUCAUUGCUUUCAUGCGCUUCAUGCGUCCUGGCAUGGUGGUUGGUCCUCAACAGCAUUGGCUGCACAUGAACCAGGGCACGUUCCGAGAGUGGCAGUAUGAAGACACCAUUAAAGCCAAGUAUGAGAGGGAAGCGAAGCCAUCCACUCCACGUGGCCUGAGUUCAAAGACACCCAUGCGCCAAUUCUCUGGCAAUCAGAUGGCCACACCGCAGCGAAGCUCGGUCCAGCGUGCUGCUCUUGGCGAGAUCGAUGGAAACGAUGUGAAUGCUACCGCUGCACAAGACGAGAACCUGCCAGCACCAACACCAGGUCAGCCACGAAAGUAUGCUCGUAUGGAUCCUCGAGGUCAUACAUAUGCACGAUCCACCUCAGCCGGCUUCCGUGCCAGCGUCAAUAACAACACCGAGAAGGCGGUAGAAGCAACCACUGGGCUGACGGACUCGGAUGAGGAGUACAUCCUGCAGCGUCUUGCCGCUCGUAGAUCUGCUAGCCGGAGCCCGAACGCCACCAGCGCCAAGGGCAAAGGUCGUUCUGUCAGCUACACUACGACAACGACCACCACCACCAAGACCAUCGAUAUGGGCGAUAUGGGCAUCUAUGAAGACCGCGACGCUGACGUGGUCUUCGGCAAUGCCGAUGGCAAUAAUGUCUGGACCGAUGACGUCGACUCGGAAAACCAGAUGCAGACAUCCUCACCCAACAAGAAACUCGGCAUGUCCGAUUCUCGUGCUCCAAGCCGAUCACCGAGCAUCGCUGGCAAUACUCGCUCAAAGACACCUCGGCGAAGUGCAUCGGGCAUGCACGCCUCUGGCAAUGGUUCUCUGGCUGGCUUGACAAAGACGCGAGGCUCCAUCAAGGAGCGCGAGAGUCCUAUGCGGCGGUCAACCGAUGAGCGAGGCAAGGUCCGCAAGACCAGUGGUCGGGUUGGCAGCAAUGGUGUUGCCCAGAACAGCGUGCUUGGUGGUCGGACGCGGUAG